Molecule: messenger RNA, 1687 nt
Organism: Salvelinus fontinalis (brook trout)
Lineage: Eukaryota; Metazoa; Chordata; Actinopteri; Salmoniformes; Salmonidae
Gene: polr1e
Product: RNA polymerase I subunit E
Exons: 12
Coding region: 22-1263 (413 amino acids)
Biological process (GO): transcription elongation by RNA polymerase I; RNA polymerase I preinitiation complex assembly; nucleolar large rRNA transcription by RNA polymerase I
Cellular component (GO): RNA polymerase I complex
Molecular function (GO): DNA binding
Source: RefSeq, a predicted model, not a curated record
GAUCCGCGACUGACAACAAACAUGGACGCAAACUGCACAUUGGUUUGCUGUGAAGAGGAGAGAGAAGACGAUAAAGCUGUUAUCGUUCAGUUCUCUAACGGCAACCUGAGGAACACAGAGCAGCUGGACUUCAGCUUCUAUAAGAACGUGGACGAGACCAACCCGAGGAAGAAGAACCGACGCAUGCUGGUUGCAGAAUCACAGAGACUCUCAUAUGUUGGGAGUAACUUUGGAACAGAAGCCCUAAAAUGCAACAACCUUUGCAAGUAUUAUGUGGGGGUGCUGAACAAGGAGACCAUGAGGAUGGAGGUUCACAGCGCUCAACUAUUCAACAUGCAGCCCGUCAUCCCAGGGGAGUCGUCGACAGAGAACGAUACGUCCCAGAACACAGAUCUUACAUACAGGGAAAAGGUGGACUCUCUGAUCGAAGCGUUUGGCACCAACAAGCAGAAGAGAGCUCUGUCUUCCAGGAGGCUGAACCAGGUGGGCAGUGAGGCCCUGCAGAGCGCUGUGGCCAAGGCUGCCCACUCCAUCAUAGACCAGAAGGGCCUGAAAGCUCUGCAGCAGGAGGUGGUCCAGUCCCAGUCUGGAGUUUCUCAUUACCUUCCCCCCUGUUACCACGACGCUGACACACCUCAACACGUCUACCUGUUUGACGACAUCCUGUCUCCGGUGGAGUACGAUGCCCUGGAUGCUGCUGGUUCCAAGAUGGCCGCCCUGACCCCUGAGGAACUACAAAACAUAACAGACGGAGGGUGUCAGAGCGUGGUGCGUCACUUGGAGAGCCUGCCCAGAGAGGGCGUGGCCAGAGAGAGACAGGCGCGCUGUGCCUUCUACCUCCUCAUGAUGCUCAAACUGGCACGGCAGAGACACAUCAAUCGCAAGUUCGGGCAGGAGGAGGGCUGUCCUCGUAUCAUCCACACCAAGCUGAUGAGGACCUUCACCGUGGAGACCUUCAAUAACGGCAGGGUGCAGAACGUGGUGUCUACGUCGAUGCGUGUGAAGAUGGCAGCGUACUGCCUGGCCCUGCUGCUCCACAUGGGAGACAUGACCUCUGACCUCACACUGCUACACAGAGACCUGGGGGUCACAGAGAAACGGAUCGUGGAGGUGGCCAAGUCGAUGGGGUUGACCCUGGUCAGACAUGGCUGUGUGAAGGGGAACGAUGGGGCGACAGCUGAAAACAGACUGGCCACUCUGGUGCUGCCCCUCGUCAAAUACCAACCGUUCAUAGAGAUACGCAAACGCAAAAAAAUGCAUUAGAGGAAGACGAGGAAGACGAGGGUAACGCUUCGAACACACCGACAGCGUCAUUGAGCUAAAUAGUACGCAGCAUCGUCUGGUUCUGUCUGCAACCGAAGUUCAACAUUCACCUUCUGCUACCGUUUCUGUCAAUCCGUCUGCAGCAGACAGUUUGACGCGUCUGACGUUACGCACCACACAGAACGCACUGCAACGCAGGGCUGCUAGGAUAACGCAGCGUUUUCAUUGGAUAUGAAGGUACUUCUGGUGUACCAGAAUGUAAUGACGCUGUCGGUGUGUUCGAAGUGUAAGGAGAAGGGGAGAGGAAGACAUGGGUAAGGAGGAAGAGAGGAGGGGAGAGGAAGACAUGGGUAAGGAGGAAGAGAGAAGGGGAGAGGGUAAAUAUUCCUAGAGAGGGGAGGGGAGGAAGACGGGGGUAAGGAGG